GUCCUUUUCAGGGCAACAGUCAAGUUAUCUGAGCGGAUUUCUACAAACUACCGUGGUAUAGUUGGUCCUGCUGUUCUUUUGGGGAUAGUAGACCUGACGAUCUCACGGCUUCUUCUGUUUGGGUUCCGGCUUAUCUGGUAGUCCUUUUCAGGGCAACAGUUAAGUUAUCUGAGCGGAUUUCUACAAGCUACCGUGGUAUAGUUGGUCCUGCUGUCCUUUUGGGGAUAGUAGACCUGACGAUAUUACGGUUAUUUAGAGUUCAACCCACGGGUUUUGGCAUUCAUGAAUGGUGACGACAAUGCUAAUAAACGUCAAAUAGUUAUUACUAGACGAGAUGAGCUUGACCAUCCUCCAGAAGUUCUGGAUCAGAAUUCAAGGAUCUGCAUCAAUUGUAAUCGCAUGGUCAUUGAAGAAAUGAAUAUGAUGGAUGCUGAUCCUGGAUCUUUGCGACUGAAUGUUGUCACGCAAACAGCAUCUCAGACUUGUAUCAUUUGUAAUAACCCAAAUGAGAUUCAUAGAUUAUUAUUAGAUUGUCGGAUUCAGGUUUACAGUUCAUCAACAGACCUUACAUUAUCAGAGGACAGCAGUUACAAGUCUUUCUUCAAGGACUUAGGAACGUCGCACUUGAUAGGGGAACAGGUAUAGACUACGAUAAGUUGACUGAUGAGGAGUUUGAGUGUUUGUCCCCAAUCAAUAAACAACAGUUUGAAGAACUCCUAACUUACUGUGAUCCUGUUGUUCAAAAUGGAAAGUUGAGGCACGUCGGCAGGACAGAUUUAUUGAUAUUCUUAUGCAAAAUGAGGCAAGGCCUGAGCGAUGAGUUUUUGAAAGUCAUUUUCAACCAAUCAAGUAGGCAAAAUGUUAGUUCUAUCAUUGAUUAUGUCAGGUCCUCGUUGCUACUAAGAUUUGUUCCAGAAAACAUACAGUACGUAUGCCUACAUUCAUAAAAGCUCAAACUUCCGCGUCUUACAACAGUCAUACUCUCUUCACAAAAACCGUCACCUUUUGAAACCAACCCUAGUAGUAGCGCCGGAUGAUUAUAUCCUAACCAUUUUCGGUCCAUAUUUUUCUGAUGCUCGAAAUAACGAUGCCGAAAUUCUUCGCGAAGAGUUCGAGAGAGAUGCUGAUACUUUGGCAAACUGGUUCCAAAAUGGUGACAUUGUUUUAGUGGACAGGGGCUAUUGCGAUGCUGUACCUUUAUUGCAACGUCUCGGUAUUGAACACAGAAUGCCUGCAAUUUGGGCAAAGACAGCUUACGACUGUAGAUGCAAAUGAUUCCAGGAUCGUAACGAAAAAUCGCUGGGUAGUUAAAGCACGUAAUGGUCAUAUAACAAAUAUUUUUAAGUUCUGGCCCAGACAAUAAAUCUAGAGCACGCGAAGCAUCUUAAUGCCUAUUAUCGUAUAGCUGGAGCUAUCAUUAAUAGAUACCACCCUGUUCUUAUAAUGCAAGGUGCAGAUGCUGUACAGGCCAGAGAGAUCAUUCGAAGAUCAAGGAUGCCCAAUGUUGUGCAAGCGAGAGUAGAGUUAGACAACUUAGUUCGGAGAAAUGGCCAGUGGCGAAGAUUGAACCAGGAAGCUGUGGUAGAUUUUCCAAUAUUUGGUUUGGACUACCUUAGAGAUCUGACUAUCGGCACUUACCAAGUGAAUCUUUCACCUUCAUAUGUUCAAGAUAAAGUAGUAAGGGAUAACGAUGAGGAAUUUCAGCUUAAUCAAAAUAUUAAUGAGCCAGGAUUCUUGCGUAUACGUUUGUAUUCAAGAUUCCGCAACGCUACCAGACACCAGAUUUUUAUAUCAUAUGCAGUCCAAGAUGUAGACAAUGAAGAUCGUCAGAAUGACGAAGAUACAAUUCUGGACUACUAUUGCAUUUGUCAAAGUGGGGCACGUACUCUAGGUACAUGUGCACACGUUGCUAGUGUAUUGUGGUAUUUGGGAUAUGCACGGCAUCAAGAAAAUAUUAGAUACCCUGAUGAUUCAUUACUGAAUACUACAUCCGAUGCUGCGAACCGAGUGGAAUUAGGAUAUAGAACAUCUAGAAAACGGCUAACUACAACACAACGAAGAGCUCUCGGGAGAGAGAUUCGAAAGCACGAGUUAGGAUUGCCAAAGGACAAGUAUGAAAAUGGAUUAAAAGAGAUAUCCAAGCAGAAUAAAAUAGAGUUAGCUCGUCCGAUAGAGAUUUGGUCAACACCAAAAGAUGAGGUACAGGGUCCACCCAAACAACCUGCACCUUCAUCAAGUAACUUGCCUACAACAUUAGAAGAAAAGGUCACCCAAUUUCGAAGAUGUUUAUGUCGACAUUUUGUUAUCCCGGAAAAAUGUGUUCGUUGUCAACAAACAUUUAGGAGGGAAUACAAAAUACCGUUUUGCGAAAAUCAAAGAUUAAAAAAAAAGCAUAAUAUUAAAGACGCUGUUAUUAAAAUUGCAAAAAGUGACGAGAAACUUAAAAUACUGAAGGAUGGUACAAAAGUAAACCCGGAGGUUUACGAAGUUUUACAAAGAUCCUUGCGCGCGAUUAAAAAAAUUAAGAUACAAAAGAAAUCUUCAGAGCCUCCUUCUAUCCCCAAAGCUCUUUUGAAUCCGCCUUUACCACUGAUAAAAAAAAAUAAUGUAAAUUGUAAGGCUUCUCCCAAUUUAUCCUCUGCUAGUGAGCCGUUAUCUAGAGUAGACAAAUUUUUCGCAUUAAUAAAAGAUUAUAAGAAUUCCUUAAUUAAGUUGUAAUUACUUAACAAUUUGUCAACAUAAAAUUAUGUAAAAAUAUAUAAAUACUUGUAAUAUUUAGCAAAAUAAAACACCAAA
This is a messenger RNA of Phymastichus coffea, 2796 nucleotides long. RefSeq lists its product as uncharacterized. NCBI's taxonomy places the organism in Eukaryota, Metazoa, Arthropoda, Insecta, Hymenoptera, Eulophidae. The transcript has 4 exons. The coding region runs from base 1444 to 2718 and encodes 424 amino acids. The record is from RefSeq and is a predicted model, not a curated record.